Messenger RNA from Marasmius oreades (fairy-ring Marasmius), 1187 nucleotides. RefSeq lists its product as uncharacterized. The transcript has 6 exons. The record is from RefSeq and is a predicted model, not a curated record. Gene Ontology annotation, biological process: developmental process. The coding region runs from base 84 to 809 and encodes 241 amino acids. NCBI's taxonomy places the organism in Eukaryota, Fungi, Basidiomycota, Agaricomycetes, Agaricales, Marasmiaceae.
CAGAUUUACGCGCUAAGCGCUGAAUAUCGAAGAGAAACUUUUAAUUUCCCAUCUCACAUCUCUAGCCUUCUUUCUACCCCAAAAUGAAUAUUCCAACUGCUCAAGAAAACCCGUAUACUAUCCUUCGAAUCAAGCGCAAACGGAAUGAAGAACCUCUCGAUGCGUUGGUCAUCGAAUCUGCUCCUCGAAAGAAAACAAAGGGGGGAAAGGGCCUCUUUCAAUUUGCCCAGACCGUCGAAGACGCGGUGUGGCAGGAUGAAAAGCAACAAAGGGAAAUCCAGGAACGAAUAACUCGACUGGCUCGAGCAGAAGGAUCCAACCAAUCCAUUAUAUCCGACUCUUCAACCCCAUCUGCACCAGCAGUCAAACCUCUUCCUAGCGACCCGAGCCGCCGAUACACCGUCAUCGAGCGCGAAUCGUCGAACUACCCAUCUCAGUGGGACCCCUCUAUGCCGCCUCCCGUUUUAUCUGCGAGGGAGUUGCAAGCCCAAAAGGCUGCGACGGACUUCAAAAUGUAUGAUGCAGUCCUUGAGCGAAGCGACGAAGAAAAUGGAACAGACAUGGAUCCUGAAAUGGAGAAGAUUAUGCCCUUACUCCAGGCAUACCUGAAAAUGUCCAAUACUCCAGCUACUCCCGCUAAUGAUGGAGAUUCCGAUUAUGUGUGGGAUAUCUUUUACCAUCGGCCAGGUGCUCGUCAACAUUGGACCCAAACAUCUACCGUCGGAACCGUGUUCGUAUUCUCGCCCCGGCGCUACCGAUGCCUUUUCUUCCCUGAUUCGACUGUUGUAGCACUGGCCUUCCUUCCUUAGGUGACCCGGAGACAGACUCGGGGUCUGACGAAGAGGUAGAGGAUGAGGCCGAUGAGGAUUCCAACGGUAAGUCUCAAUGUACUAUCCUUCUGAAACGAUAUACGUAGUGCUUGAUAUAUUAGCCGAGGAGUACUACAAAAAUGAUUACCCGGACGAAGAAGAUAGUGACAACGAAUGGAAUUCCAGCGAUGAUUUUGAUCAGCAUUCCGAGUACUAUGGUGACGAUGGAUCUGAUCACGAAUGGAGGGACUAAUCUUCUUCCAUCUCUUUCUAAUCUCCCCCUACAAUCAUCUUUCGAUUUUAUCAUGUUUGUGUCCACCAGCAUUUGUAUAUGUAUCGAUAGCAUUCACAGGAAACAGAUUCUCGUGUCGUGGUAGC